Messenger RNA from Pichia membranifaciens NRRL Y-2026, 2540 nucleotides. RefSeq lists its product as hypothetical. Lineage: Eukaryota; Fungi; Ascomycota; Pichiomycetes; Pichiales; Pichiaceae. The record is from RefSeq and is a predicted model, not a curated record. Gene Ontology annotation, cellular component: GID complex. Bases 82 to 2424 code for a protein of 780 amino acids. The transcript has a single exon. Gene Ontology annotation, biological process: proteasome-mediated ubiquitin-dependent protein catabolic process.
CAAAGAUAAUGCCUAAGUUGGGGUAGUGGGCAAACUGAAUCGGAAAACAGGAGAAGGCUUGGAUUGCGACUUUCUACUAGGAUGGGAAUGACAAACAUUGAGAAAAAUUGCAACACAAUUGGAACGGUUGAACAGUUCAUACAACUAUGCCAAUCACCUCCCGGAAAAGGCGAUAAGAGUGGUUAUUGGAACAAUCUGGAAAUCAUUAAAAGCACAUUAGCCUCCAUAAAUGACUUUGGAACUCGAGAAAAUUGCGUCUUACACUUUUUGCAGCACUCGAGUCUAUUAGGAGUCGAGAACCAAACAGUCAUAUGUGACCGGUUGAAUGAUAUGAUCAUUAUUACUCAGAAUGCCAUGACUGAAUCAACCACUGCUGCAUUUUGCAAUAAACUGAUAUUGUUUUGUAAAGACACAGAAACUGAAAAAUUGGUUCUUUUAGAUACACAGAAAACCCGUCUUUUUGUGAAACAACUGAUGAUCAUCUUGAAAACAAAGAGCACACCAAUAUAUCUAUCUUCUUCCAUCUGUAAGUUUUUCCUUCUUGUUGAUCCUGGAGCAUUCAAUCUGUUCUUACAGCUUAAUAUUGCUGAUAUCAUCUACAAAAAAUAUCGGGACUUGUGGAAUCAAAUAAUGCAUGAUGCCGAAACGGAUAUUGAUCGAAAACUACAAAAUAACUCUGCCAUUCGUGGAUCUCAUUCCGUUCUGGUUGAUUCAAAAAUUUCCUUCUACUCUCAAUCUUUAUCUCAAUAUUUGUUUCUAUAUGCAUAUAUUUUGUCAUCAAGUAAUGAUCGGAGUGUUCAUCAGAAAAAGAAUUUAGAGCAUAGUAUCAUUCCGAUUCCGGAAGAGUUUAUUAUAUGUUUGCUCUCUCUAACUGCGGCUCAUAAGUACGAAGUUUCAUGGGCCGCAUCUAGCGUUUUGAUUGAGUACAGCUUACAAAAAGAAGAAAAGCUUGAUGUUGUGAGGCUAAUUUAUACAGUUGUUCUGGAGCUCAUAUCACGAGAGAGGCUAAGUCAAAUAAAUUUUCGAAAUAUUGUCCUCAAAUAUAACAUCCCACUCAGUUUGACUCCGUUAUCUCUAUUGGUAAAGCUUUUGGAAGUUUCCCCAAAUCUACCAAUACUACUCAACGAUCUAGAUUAUAUCCAAACUGUCAAUGACAUCAUAAAAACAGACUACAACUUUGAUGAUAAGAGCAUGUGUCGGGUAGAUUCAUACAAGUUUUCGAUGUGUCUAACUAUUCUUAGCUUCAUGGGAGUGACAGAUGACAAAGCCAAGCUGAACAUAUCAAAGGGAGAUGCAAACAACUUCAUCAGCCAGACCUUGGAUAUUCACUGCAAAAUGCUUCAACAGUGGCCCUCUGAAAAGAUCACUACUCAACAUUGGAAAGUAUUGGAGGUGUCCAAUCAAUUAACUUAUGCCUCGUGCUUAGUUUUGCGAUCUCUAUCGAGGUCCGCAGCAUUGUUAAGAACAUACUUUACCUCAUACAAAUAUAUUGAGUUUUUGAUUAGAAUCGUAAAGUUCAACACUUCUUUACUCAAGUUUCAUGAUUCUUUUGAAAAAAAGGUUUUUAUGCACGAAAACUCUUUGCAGACCCUUGUGCUACGGGUGAUAUCAAAUCUUGUGAUUGAGUUCUCUGCCACUAGAGAUCAAUUAAACAUUGACGAAUUACUACAUUUGCUAAAUGGUUUUCUUGGAAAUGAGCCAAAUGAUGAUACUGUUAUCGCAUCGCUUUCAAUAAUAAGGAACGCUUUGUUCGGAAAUAACAAGGUAUUCAAAAAAAAGUUUUUAGAAAUUGUACGCUUAGAUAAGAUUUUCCAAUUCUGUGAAGACAGUAAUGUGGAGAUUCAGAUUCUGAGUUUCAACACUUUGAGAAACUUGCUAACAGAUUCUUUCACUGAUGGCAGCUAUAUCUACAAAGAAUUUGAUAAAUUUAAAACACCCAGGCCAAAAUAUAGCUAUGAUAUUGAUUUUGUGGAGUUUUUAAGAAUACAUCUGCAGAGCAGCAAAUCUACCAAAUUGACUUUAUCGAUUUGCUAUUGUUUGAUUCAUUUGGCAGCUUCUACUGUGGACAAUAAAGUGAGUCUUUUACGUAACAAACUGUUACUACAAGAGUUGUUGGAUCUUUUAACGGAUCCCGUUCCUAGUGAUGCAAGCUCAGACGAAAUAUGGGAAAUUAAAACUUGCAUUGCAUGGGUUGUUAUUGAUUUGACAUAUAGGGAAGAAACAACUGAUAACUACAGUGGCUCAAGGUAUAGUAACCAUUCUGAAAUUGACUUAUUGAAUGUAAGCAAUCGUUCCAGCCUUUUAAUAAGGUUAGGGUUUCAUGAUGCCCUUAAGAAAAUGGCUGUUGGAUGUCCUAACCUAGAUUUUACAGAAAGAGCAGGAAAAGCAAUUUUCCAAAUGAUUGUUUCAACAGGCAGCAGCUAGAAUAACCCGCUGCAUUGGGGUUGUUAUUAUAAUUAAAGUUGUAUAUAAACAAUUUUUAUAAAAGAGCAUCAAAAAUAAAGCCUUGAGAAUUAAGCUUUACUCGCUUUCAAUAUCCA